AUGGACGAUCUGAGGCCUAGAAGGACUAUAACAGGGGCCCUCAUAUGGGAGGUACAAAGCAAUCGCGAAAAGGCGGACGCCCUGGCCGAUAAGCAAGUGCGGAAAGUGUACCGUGACAGGGACGACGUCAGAGUCACCAGGCCCGUGAAAUCCGUAGAAAUACGAAUAACGGGCCUGAACGAUUCCGUAACAUCCAAGGACGUGGUGGAAGAACUCGCGAGGAAGUGCGAGAAGUCGCCCGCAUCGAUUUCAAGGUGGCGGGCGACGUGA
Messenger RNA from Acromyrmex echinatior (Panamanian leafcutter ant), 270 nucleotides. RefSeq lists its product as uncharacterized. Lineage: Eukaryota; Metazoa; Arthropoda; Insecta; Hymenoptera; Formicidae. The record is from RefSeq and is a predicted model, not a curated record.